Molecule: messenger RNA, 2490 nt
Organism: Homalodisca vitripennis (glassy-winged sharpshooter)
Lineage: Eukaryota; Metazoa; Arthropoda; Insecta; Hemiptera; Cicadellidae
Product: death-associated protein 1
Exons: 3
Coding region: 125-439 (104 amino acids)
Biological process (GO): negative regulation of autophagy; apoptotic signaling pathway; cellular response to amino acid starvation
Molecular function (GO): death domain binding
Source: RefSeq, a predicted model, not a curated record
GAGUGUACGUGAGUUUGACUUGUGCAUACUGCGUAUACGUGAUUGCCAACACAGCGUUGAAUGUGAACGAGUCAACUAUUUAAUCUGAUAUUUCUAUUUUGGUUGUUGAAACUUUUAAUUUAAAAUGUCUUCCGAGGAUAAAGAACUUAAAGCUGGACAUCCGCCAGCAGUGAAAGCAGGUGGCAUGAGAAUUACUCAGCGCCAUACAGGAGCCAAGGAACCUUGCAAUGUUGUCCCUGAUGAUGAAAACAAUGCAGCUCUUAAAGUGUCUACUAGCCCUCCGAAAGCUGUAACCAUCUCUGGAGCUCCGGUGAGGGGUCACGCAGACUUCCCAGUAGAAGCUGUCCAAUCCUUCCAUGAAAAGCCACUGCCCACUCAUGACUCUCGUCCCGCACAUAGCUCCAAGCCACAGCAGAUCCAUCAGCCGCGCAAACAGUAGACUGUGCAUCUCACAUCUUCACCAAACUCACAGGGAACACGUAAGCCUUAGGCAGAACCACGUAGCUCACUUUUCUUUACUUUGCUCAGAGUACGAUUUACAACUAGAAUUUUUCACAAUAUUACUUUGAAUUUGACCAAGAUUGCACAUUCUCCCUCACAUGUGAAAUUACUUAACGUAAAAAAAAAUUGAAUGUAAAUAAGUGUACAUAAAUAUAGAAAUUUAAUAUUGUUACUCAAUAUUGUUAACAUGAUUUUUGUAGCCUCGCUGAUAUAACAUAAAUUAUAUGAUCACUAACUAAUAUUAUUAAUAACAUUGUAAAAGACUUGGUAAGACUGGUAUUAUAAUAGAUGACUUUUAUUUAAAGUUUAUACUGUUUGCAUUCAAUAAAAUAUAAGUAAAUGCAAUGUAAAGAAACAUGUUUUAAUUAAAAAUUCUGCUCCAAUUUCAAUAUUGUCAACAAUUAAACAUAUAUAUUUUCUAAUAAUUCUUAAAUGUAAUUUAUGUUGAAUCGUUACAUUUUAAAAUAGUAAUAUAGACUUUUUGCUUUGAAAUUUGUUUAGAGGGUUAAAUUUUUUAUGUUACUACAAUAUUAUUUUAGGGGCUAUGGUAUGUUCUGCUCAUUAAUUCAGCCUGGUUAUUGUUUUAUAAUUACAUGUUAUUCAUAAUUCUCUAUAAAUGUUUUUAGUGCAUUAGGAGGUCAUCUGGUUUUAUUUUUUAAUAUUGAUUUAAAAUAUAGUUUAUGGUGUUUUAUGUAUGCUUUUUAUGUAUGGUUAAAGUGUAACACAGUAUGUAAUUGAUAGGUCUUUCAUUUGGGAUUGAUAUUUUCUAUUUCAUCCCAUCAAAGCAUUUUAGUUUGUAAGGCCAUAUCCGUAUUUAUCUGUAAUUAAGCCAUCAUAAAAGAGAAAUAGGACAACACUCUAAAUAGCUCUUCUUUGUAUUGUUUUCUCUUUAAUGUUCAUUGAUACAGGGUCAGCAAUUAAGAUAUUGUUGCUUUAAAUGUGAUUCUCUUUGCAAUAAGUAACAAUGUAUCAAAUUAAAAUAUAUUGUCAUUUUGAAAAGAACACAUGAUACCACAUUUAAUUAAUUAAUAUGAAACUUAUUCUGUAGGCCUAUUUAAUUAUUUGUAAACACCAAUUUUGUGAUUGCAACAUUUAUUCUUUUAUUUAUUUGUAAUAAAUUAAAUUCAAAAUUCUGUUUUAUAUUUUUAUUAUGCAUUUAUGUUGUAAUGUACUGCAUACCUUGUCUUUCUUUUUUUACUUAAUUUAAAAAAGCCCAUUCCAGGUAUAUAUUUUUAUUUAUGAGACUUGUGAAGUUAAUUAUUUUAUUUUCCACUAUAUAUAAUUUUAUAUCGUUAUAUUUUAUAUUUGAAAUAUUAAAUUAUUUUUAAUUUUGUUGGUCUUGAGAGAGUGUUUAUUAAAUCUGGCACACCUUAUAUCUGGCAUUAUUUUUAAGCCUAGGUGAUUAUACAUUCUUGUUUAAGCAAAAACCCAUAUUUGAUUUUUCUUGGAUAAUUGCUUUAUCUCAUUGCAAUUAUCACCAUAAAAUUUGGAUUAUAUAUAUUAUUUAAAACUUUGUGAUAAUGUUACGUACAAAUAUAAAAAGAAAUAAAAUGAAAUAUAAAAGUAAAAUUAUAAAGUCCAUUUAUUUAAAUUGUAAAAAUCUAAAAAAAUAUAAACUGUAGGACAGUCAAAAUUCUAAGAUUAACAUACAGGUGAGUGGGUAAUAACAAUAAACAAUAUUCUCUUAUGUAUUGGUACUUUGAGAUACGUUUUCAAUAUUUAUUCAUGCCAGAUGUAAGGUUAAUUGGUAAUGUCAAAGUUACAUGAUAUGUUUUCAGUUUUAAAACUUUAUUUUCAGACGUGUUUUCAAAGAAUUUACUCAGGUUCUUCAAUAUCCUAAUUUUUGCUUUUAUUUGGUUUAGUCUUAUCAUAUACUUUAUAUUUAAAUAUUGUUUUCUGUUUGAUUAUUUUAAUUGUGGCAUUGGGUAUUUACCUGAAGUUUGUGAAAGAUGUUUAUAUUUGUUGAUAAAUAAAUAUGACUUUGGUGGA